GCACAUAUCGGCCAUCUUGCCACGGUCCCCCAACAGCCGUCACCACGCCUCCCCAAACGAGGAAGAGGAAGGCGCUCGAGGCGGCGAUCGAGGAGAACGAGGUCAGCGCCGCCGCCCCUACUGCGGAGGCAUCACGAAACACUGCGGGGCAGCGGUCGUCUAGCAAGCUACGUCGCACAAGCAACGCGGAGGACAAGGAUAAGGGAUCGAUUUCCACAGCGGGUUCAGGGGACAACUUCCCGGUCUCACUGAGGCAGAGGGUGUCGGAUCUUGCCACGCCCGCAACCACCGCCGGCAGCAUGGAUUCGGACGAUGAUUUCAUGAGCGAUGCGUCGAGCCAGGGUUUCUUGGAUACUCAGGGUAGCGAUGAUGAGAGUUUGGGUGAUGAUUUCGGAGACGACUUCGACGGAGGGUUUUCGAACGAUAAGGACAUUGUGAAGGAGUUAAAGAAGCCUUACGAGGUCGACUUCAGGGUUCUAAGUCCGGAAGAUAUCGAGGCGGAGCAGAAUGUGCAGAUCAACGAGGUUUCGGCCAUACUAGGACUGCCUCCAGAGUCUUCUGCGAUCCUGCUGCGAUAUGCCAGGUGGAACCGGGAGAAGUUGAUAGAGAACUACAUGGAUCAUCCGGAGGAGAUCCUUGAGGAGGCAGGACUGGGCACAGUAUCCGAGAGCACGCCUAAGGCGCAAGUCAUCCCAGGCUUUAUGUGCCAGAUCUGUUGCGAGGACGGUGACGACCUUGAAACCUACGCGAUGCGAUGCGGGCAUCGGUUCUGUGUCGACUGCUACCGGCAGUAUCUAGCACAGAAGAUCAAAGAGGAGGGCGAGGCUGCAAGGAUUGAGUGUCCACAAGAUAACUGCCAUCGUAUUGUGGAUUCAAAGUCUUUGGGCUUUCUUGUUACAGAUGAUCUCAAGGAUCGAUACCAGACUCUGCUCACUCGAACAUACGUCGAUGACAAAGAGAACCUGAAAUGGUGUCCUGCACCUAACUGCGAGUACGCGAUUGAUUGUCCUGUCAAGUCAAGAGAUCUCAAUAAGGUUGUCCCAACGGUACAUUGUGCAUGCAGGCAUAGCUUCUGUUUCGGCUGCACUCUCAGUGAUCACCAGCCGCCGCCUUGCUCUCUGGUCAAAAUGUGGCUUAAGAAGUGCGAGGAUGACUCAGAGACGGCAAACUGGAUCUCAGCCAACACAAAAGAGUGCCCGAGAUGCCACUCGACUAUCGAGAAGAACGGGGGAUGCAAUCACAUGACAUGUCGAAAGUGUAAGCACGAGUUCUGUUGGAUGUGCAUGGGUCUCUGGUCCGAGCAUGGAACCAGCUGGUACAAUUGUAAUCGGUAUGAGGAGAAGUCCGGGUCCGAAGCUCGCGAUGCGCAAGCCAGAUCAAGACAAUCCUUGGAGCGAUACCUCCAUUACUACAACCGAUAUGCGAAUCACGAGCAAUCCGCCAAGCUCGAUAAGGAUCUUUACCUCAAGACGGAGAAGAAGAUGACGAGUCUACAGUCGCAGUCGGGAAUGUCCUGGAUCGAGGUACAGUUUCUGGACACAGCGUCGCAGGCGCUCCAGCAGUGCCGACAGACGCUGAAGUGGACGUAUGCUUUUGCUUACUAUCUUGCACGAAACAACCUCACGGAGAUCUUCGAAGAUAACCAGAAGGAUCUGGAGCUGGCAGUCGAAAGUCUGAGUGAGAUGUUCGAGAAGCCUGUUCCGGAGCUUGCCUCUUUGAAAGUCGAUAUUCUCGAUAAGACGGCGUACUGCCAGAAGCGGAGAGUGAUUCUCCUUAGUGAUACUGCAGAGAACCUGAAGCAUGGUAAGUGUUGUGCCCGUUUACUCAUCUUGUCGCGCAUGUGGCGAAUGCUAACUUCUUUCCAGGCGAAUGGACAUUUAAUGUGCCACUGUGACGGUACCGGGUUUUACAGUUCCCGUUGCCCAGGAUACUCUGCAAUGACAUUUAAGACAUGUCUGGUUUUUAUCCGACCGUGUCACAAUCAAUAUACUAUGUGACACAUUACAAUGUCAGUCUUACUGACCGACGACGACGCCAUGACUACACUGCAAAUGAUUGAUCUUUGUACCAGCCUAGGCAUAGCA
This is a messenger RNA of Paecilomyces variotii, 2084 nucleotides long. Its product is annotated as RING finger protein. The record is from RefSeq and is a predicted model, not a curated record. Gene Ontology annotation, cellular component: cytoplasm; ubiquitin ligase complex. The transcript is spliced from 3 exons. NCBI's taxonomy places the organism in Eukaryota, Fungi, Ascomycota, Eurotiomycetes, Eurotiales, Thermoascaceae. Gene Ontology annotation, biological process: protein polyubiquitination; positive regulation of proteasomal ubiquitin-dependent protein catabolic process; ubiquitin-dependent protein catabolic process. Bases 300 to 1997 code for a protein of 565 amino acids. Gene Ontology annotation, molecular function: zinc ion binding; ubiquitin protein ligase activity; ubiquitin conjugating enzyme binding.